AUGGAACAAGAUCUGGAUGUUCAAGGAAUGCAACUGAGUUUUAUGAUACAGUCUGUCAGUUCGGGUGCAAUGAUGGCUGUGUGGGAUCUGGUUCCCAAGUUAGACGAUGUUAAAAGAAUGGAACUUGGAGUGGACAAGAACCCUAAGCUGAUGAUUUAUUCCAUAUUUUUGGAUGUGCUUUUUAUUUUAGCAAUUACCUGUCCAAGGCUUCCUUCACCGUCCAAUGGAACAAGAUUUGGGUGUCUAGACAGUCCAAGAGUGUACAAUGGUUCAGUGUGGCAGUCCGCGUGUAAUAAUGGUUAUGUAGGAUCUGGUACUCAGGUUAGAAGAUGUCAAGAGAAUAGAACUUGGAGCGGACAAGAAUUUUUUUGUCAAGUUGUGACGUGCCCUGCAUUGAUGUCACCAGCCAAUAGCAUACGACAUGGAUGCUCUGGGUAUGCAACAGUAUACCCUUAUAAUACAGAGUGUCAGUUCUCUUUCCUUGAGGGUUAUAAGCUUAUUGGCUCCAGGUUGAGAAAAUGUCAAGACUGCGGGCUUUGGAGCGGAAGGGAAUCAUAUUGCGAGACUAUGGGACAUCCAUGCCAUUCUCCAUGUCUUUUGGCUGCAGCUCAUGGGCGCAUAUUGGCGUUUGAUUGCGGUAACAAGAGUAGUUUUUCAAUCGUUUUCAAUUUGUCAAGUCCUGCAGCUAUAGACGUUCAUUACGGCUUUGGCCUCAUAUUUUGGAGUGAUCUGACGGAACGUAACAUCAAGCGCUCGAAUAUGGACGGCACAAACAUAACAGUUAUCCACGAUGACACCAAAAGUUAUGGACUCGCAGUGGAGUGGUCUUCAUUGCUAUUGUACUGGACUGAUAAUUCAAAACAUACGAUAUUAGUGUCAGACUUCGAGGGAAAUAACAUACGAACUGUCAUUUCGAGGUUCCCAGCCUUUUUCCCAGCGGGAAUUGUUCUCGACCCACACGAGGGCGUAAUGUUUUGGACUCAGAGGUUGUGGGGAAAUGUCCUGAGAUCAACUAUGUACGGAGCGCAGGCUGAGCUGCUGGUGAGAUCAAAUCUUUCUGACCCAUUUGGCAUCACCCUUGAUAGACAAAACAAACUUGUUUUCUGGAUGGACGAGGUCACUGGCGCUAUAGAAUCUUCUGAUUACGAUGGAAACAACAGAAGAUCACUCUUUGAAUUAAAGAGGCGUCUCUUUUUUAGUUAUAUUGGGAUUUUCUUUAGCUGGUCAUAUUUAUUUGUUACAGACAUUGAUGGAAAUGGUUACAAAGUGGAUACUUUCAAAGGAACGGUGGAAAGUCAUUUUUACAUGAACACUACCCACACUUUUGGAAUAGUCGUUUUUAACAGCUCCUUGCAGUUACCAGCUGUAUUGAUUACGUGUCCAGUGUUGCCUACACCGUCCAACGGAGCAAAGUUUGGAUGUCAUUGGAAUAUAAUGUAUCGUGGUACAGAGUGCCACUUCUUGUGUAAUUAUGGCUACAUAGGAUCUGGUUCUAAUGUAAGAAGAUGUCAACGCAAUGGAAUUUGGACAGGACAGGAGUUUUCUUGUCAAGAACUUGGACGACCUACUUGCAAUUCCCCAUGUCUUUUGGUUUCCAGUUAUGACCGCAUAUUUGCUUUGGAGUUCGGUAACAAGUUGAGUUAUAUAGUCGUUUCAAAUUUAACUGUACCUCUUGCUUUAGACUUUCAUUACAACUUGGGCUACAUUUUUUGGAGCGAUGCCGAACGAAACAUCAAACGCUCGAAUAUAAACGGCACAAGUAUAAAAGCUAUUCACAAUAACGCAUGUACAAGAGUCUGUGGGGAUCUAGCAGUUGAGUGGAAUUCAUUGCAACUGUACUGGACUGAUCUCACAAAUGGUACCAUAUCGGUAUCAGACCUCGAGGGAAAUAACAAGAGCAUUGUCUGGUUUUUAAAAGGUGGAAGUCCAAAAGGAAUGUCCCUUGACCCAUACGAGGGAUUGAUGUUUUGGACUGACUGGGGGAGCCCGCCGAAAAUCGAGAAAUCAACUUUAAAUGGCAAGGAGCGUUCCGCCAUAGUGACGACCAAUGUUAAGGAGCCAUGUGGUAUCACUCUUGAUCGACGAAACAAGUUAAUUUUCUGGGUGGACGUUAGAAUAUACGUAGUAGAGUCAGUUGAUUACAGUGGAAACAAUAGAAAACUUCUCGUUCAGCGAGGAGGAAUGUAUUUUUAUGGAGUGACUUUUACCUCGUCCUAUUUGUUCUUCAAUGAGCGGCUCAAAAAAACAGUUUUCCAAGUAGAUGCCUAUAAUGGAACGGUUGUAGGUAUUGUAACAACCGGGGGUUUUUUAUCAGGUGGAAUCGUCGCAUUUGACAGCUUGUUGCAGUUACCAGAGUUCGUGUGUCCAGCGUUGCCUGCGCCAACUAAUGGUGCAAUACUUGAAUGCUCGGGCAAUGCAUCAUUUUAUUAUGAUACAGUCUGUCGAUUUAUGUGUAAUAAUGGCUAUGUAGGAUCUGGUUCUCGAGUGAGAAGAUGCCAACAGGAUGGAACUUGGAGCGGACAAGAGUUUAUUUGUCAAAAGCUCUCCGGUGUCCGCUGCCGACUAAUGGUAUACCUUUGGAAUGUAACUCUACAAGAACGACACAGGUGUUAUAUGACGCAGAAUGAAGGAUCUCUUGCAUAGAGGGGCCUGGGGUGAUUGGAUCAACAGUAAGGAGAUGUAACGCAAAUGGAAAAUGGAAUGGAACAGACCACGUCUGCAAAAGUAUAAGAACUGCGAACAUAUAUUAUAAUCAGUUGAAAUAAUCGUUGUGAUUCUUCAGGUAUUGUGGUCAGUUACACUGUCGAUGCCGCAAAUAGAUGCUGCGCAUGUGCCUAGUAAUAGAUCGUAAAUGACGUCAAAAUGUUGUAAGGAAAUAAUGUGCCACGUGUGUCCAAUAGAACAAAGCUUGGAUGUCCAGGGAAUACAACAGUUUAUGUUUUCUCUUUCUUUUACUAUUUUGUCCAUCAUAUAUAAUGCAUUUGUCACAGCGACUAUAUGUUGAUCUAUAACUACCUGUUCAUCACAUGAGAUGGUCUGAGACCCGGGGAUGUUCGAAAGAGCCCUCUAAGGAAGAUCUCCACAUCUCCACAUCGCAGUUAAAACCAACUUAGAGAAAAUGAACAGAUGUAAAUUAUUCCAUACGAGUGGUCGUCUGUAAAAAUCGAGCAGAGGUGUUGAAAAUGAAAAAAUAGAAAUUUUUCAAACUUUGCCAGAACAUACUAGGUAUGAAUGGCCUUAGUUACGGAAAAAUAUAAAAAAUGCCGAAAAAAAUUCUUUUGGGAGAACGGAGGCGUUUGGCGUUUUAGGGGUUCAUAACCGUGUUUUCCCGGUGAAAUAGUGCACCUCAAGAUAACGGCCCAAAAAAUUUACUUCGCCAGCAAUUCGGAAACCACGUGAAAAUUCUAAAAUAAGAGAUGUUUAUCAAAGGUUCUUAAGUAUUUUUUCCAAG
Stylophora pistillata is the source of this 3451-nucleotide messenger RNA. Its product is annotated as low-density lipoprotein receptor-related protein 2. The record is from RefSeq and is a predicted model, not a curated record. Lineage: Eukaryota; Metazoa; Cnidaria; Anthozoa; Scleractinia; Pocilloporidae.